Aedes albopictus (Asian tiger mosquito) is the source of this 3212-nucleotide messenger RNA. RefSeq names its product FHIP family protein AAEL005291. NCBI's taxonomy places the organism in Eukaryota, Metazoa, Arthropoda, Insecta, Diptera, Culicidae. The record is from RefSeq and is a predicted model, not a curated record.
UAUGCAUGGUGGCCUUGUCCCUAUUUGACACGUUGCUGAGUCUCAACUGCGAAGACAUCAUGUUGGAAUUGGCCCUCAAGUACCUGCUCAGCUGUCAACACGUGCCCAUCUCGCAUCGGUUCAAGGUGAAUCGAGUGGAUCCAUACAGCAACGCCGUCGAGUACUUCCUGAACACAUCGCCGGACAUUAUGAAAAAGGUCAACAACGUGUUGAACAUCAACAAUAACAACAAUAGCGUCAACCAGCCACCGUCGAUGCUGGGCAGUGGGCCAUCAUCAUCAAUGUCCCAGGGUGGACGUAACAUCAGCAAAACGAUCGGUGCCAACUGGAACCACUACGGGAUCAAUACCGGGGAAACGCUUCUGGCCAACUACCAGGCGUACCUGUUGGAGGCCCGCAACCGGAUAGUCCAAUGCAAACAUGCCUGUGAUCAGUGGAACAAUGUGUAUCGUUACCAAAAAUUGAGCAAGCUGGUGAACAACAAUAGCAAUAGUUUAAGUCAUAACGGUAGUGCAGCGGGCGCGAGCGACGACGUUCGAACGUAUAAAGUACAAAUGAUCAAAAACUUCCUAGCGGAGUUUACGACCGGUCCGGACAGUGCGGUCGAUAUGACCGGGGAUGGGGACCGGUCGAGUCAGUGCCAAUCGCCGGCGGGGAUGUUCGGUACGGGGCAUCAUGGGGCGCAUCUGAUGACCACGACUUCGAAGCAAUUGGACAGUUUGCAAUCGCUGGGUGAUAGCAGUGGGUACGAGAGUUUGAAUAUUAUAAAUUUGGGUGGAACGGGAAGUGAGGACGGUCGACGGCAUGAGGCGUGGAAAGUUUCCAGCGUGAAGGAGGAAACUAUCGUGGAUCUGGAUCUGUCGGAGGAUCUGUUCGCGCAGGGGACCGUCAGUUUGGGUCCCUUCCUAACGGCCAUAUGGGGCAAGUUGCAAACGUUUACGAGUAACUGCUUGUACGUCAAUCUUCAUCUUACCGGGCUGAUCAGUCAUCUGGCGUGGUUUCCUCUGCCUUUGUUGCACUCCAUCCUGCUGCGACCUGAUAUACCGACCACUUCCGAUACGCCGUCGUUUCAUCAGGUCCUGAAAAUCCUCAAACAACAAAUUGACGCCGAACUGCCCGACUGCGAUGAAUCGCUAGAGAUCGUGGAUGUCGCCCGGUCCUUCCUCGUUGACCGAGAAUUUCGGCUCAUCAACAUGCGCAAGAAUGCCAUCGAAUCCAACCCCAACAGCAGUAAACUGUUGCUCCUGAAUGGUGGAGCCGGUGCAUCCGGCGCCGUAUCGAUGACUUCCAAUCUGUCGCAAACGACACCGAUGCAGCUCACACCAAGCUCCUCGUACGAUCCGUUCAAACGAAACGACACCAAACGGAAAAGCAUUUCCAAUUCGUUUUCCAGUAUUUUUCGACGACCCGGAUCCUCUGCUUCAUCUGGUAUAGCACAAGUAUUUCAAUUUUUUACCGGAGGAGGAUCUAGCAGUAACAACUCGUCUGCCAGUCAUCAAUCUUCUUCGUCGCCAUCGCCAGCCGGUUCCCAGCAGUAUCUGUCAUCCAACAGCUCCGGGGUAAGUAGCUUCAUUAGCGGCAGCAGCGGCAACCGAAGGGAAUCCCGGGAAGCAGAAACCCAAUUCGUGGACCAUCCGUCCUCAUUGGGUGGAGGGCCUAUGAGCAUGAACAUCGGAGGUCCCACAAGUAUAGCCUCGGGCACUGGGAGUCCCCAUAACAGCCUCGAGUACUCGCUGAUCAACAUCAACGGGUCCAUUGUCGGGGGUAUCGGAAGCGAACGGCAGCGGGAUUUGGCCGUUAGCGCCGUGGUGUUGGACGAGUGGUUGAAAGAACUCGCGGCCAUCACCCAGGAACAGUGCAUUAUAAUGAUAUCGGACCAGGUGAUAUCCCAGAAGCAAGGGAAAACCAGCUGAGACAGGCUUGGCCAUGGUGGCUUCUUCCGGAGGAAGCCUAACAAGUUUAGUUGAUAAGAGAGCUUUAUUUAAAUUUUACUAAGCUAUAACGUCUAUCGCCUAUGUUUAUUUUAAAUUUUACGAUUCCAUUUGUUUUAUACGGAAAGUGCGGCUUUAGCACGUCGCCAGACGAGAAUCGUGAACCGCGUUUUCAUAUACAUCACAUCCGUUCAUUUCUAAAAUGACUAAAAUUUUAUAUUUUAUUUAAAAUAAAUCUAGAUUUUUAAUUCUUUUCUUAUUUCUUCAAACGUUACUGUUAUAACAGUGGUAUACCAAAUGGCAUAAAGUCGAUCAGUCUAAAGCUGUUUGGCGUAACGGCGUCUUUUGGCCGAACACAAAAAAAAACAUACAAAUAAUUGCGGUCAUGCUAACUGAACGUUUGCGUAAUUUAUGAUUGUUUCAAUCGGUUUUGUCCUAAGCAGCUUUAAGAAAAAUGACUACACUGCAAAAUAUUUUUGCGUAAUCAAGUAAUCAAGCAAACUUUGCUGAUUUUUGGCGUGCUGAUUGCAUUCAGCAAUACAAAUUACUGAGUAUCAGCAAUUAUUUUUCAACUUGCUGAACCAUCCAGCAAUUUUGACAGUGUUGAUCAGCAAAGCUGUGCUGAAAUUCAGCAAAAAUGUUGCUGAAAUUCAGCAAUUUCUUUUUCUGAUGUACGUCAUAGGCUGCCUCUGUUACAACUAAACGUUUGACGUUUUUAUUUGUCCGAUUGUAAUAUAUAUUUUACGAAGGAAACUGAUUUUACGAAUGCAAUAACUGAAACGAAAUGUCUAAAAUCUAAACAUAUGUUAGAUCUUUUGCGUGCUGAUCUCUAACUCUCUUUAACAAAAGUAAACCUUUACAACGAUUGUCCAGCAACUUCGAUCAAUUAACUUAGUAUCCGACGGUUAACUACCCCCCACACAGUUUAAGUACCAUAUAGCUAUACCUAACAGCCGUGCAAAGCCAAAUAAAUAGCUACGAAAACGUCCGUAGAGCAACAACCUUAAUCAAAAUGAUAUUCGUUCAGAUUUUGUGAGUAUUUAGUUUGUACAUAUACCUGCCUAUAAUAUGAAAAUGGUCCACAAGUUGAGAAUGCAAUAGACAGUAACUGAAAGCUAAUCAUGCCGAGAAAAUGAUAAAAUGGAGGAACAAAUUGUAAAACUUAUGGAAUGUAAUUAGAUAGAGAGUCCUUUCGAUGGGGUUCAUUGUAAAGAGCUAGGAUAUUUUGUACGAAAAUAUAUUAAAUUAGCCCGAUUGAUAUUUGCGAGAGAGACACUGAAA